This is a messenger RNA of Marmota monax (woodchuck), 1988 nucleotides long. It is a transcript of the gene Kash5, whose product is annotated as KASH domain containing 5. The record is from RefSeq and is a predicted model, not a curated record. Gene Ontology annotation, cellular component: meiotic nuclear membrane microtubule tethering complex; meiotic spindle pole; lateral element. Gene Ontology annotation, biological process: spindle assembly; chromosome localization to nuclear envelope involved in homologous chromosome segregation; homologous chromosome pairing at meiosis. NCBI's taxonomy places the organism in Eukaryota, Metazoa, Chordata, Mammalia, Rodentia, Sciuridae. The transcript has 19 exons. Gene Ontology annotation, molecular function: dynein complex binding. The coding region runs from base 88 to 1779 and encodes 563 amino acids.
UGGACAGCUGGUCCCUUUCCCAUCCCUUACAGUGAUGGAGGGAGGCUGGUAGCUUCAAUAGCAGCUGUGGAGCAUCAGGAGUGGCCGAUGGACCUGCCAGAGGGCCGGGCUGGUGGCCCCGCUGCAGAAAUGUACCUCUGGGAGCAGCCUGAGGAGGUGAGCCCAGGACCAUUGCUCAGCUUAGAGGAGCAGAUACUCAACUCCACGUUUGAAGCUUGUGACCCUCAGAGGACAGGCACCGUGGCUGUGACCCACGUGCUGGCGUACCUGGAGGCUGUGACAGGCCAGGGCCCCCAGGAUUCUCGCCUCCAAACAUUGGCCCAAAGCCUGGACCCCAAAGGGGAGGGCCCUGGGGCCACUGUGGACUUGGACACCUUCCUGGUUGUCAUGCGGAACUGGAUUGCUGCCUGUCAGCUGCGUGGGGGAUUAGAGCUUGGAGAGGAGACCGCCUUGGAGGGAGCCCUGACCUCCCAGCAACUGCCAUCUGGAUUCCCAGAAGCUGAGGAGCCAGCCAACCUGGAGAGCUUUGGAGGCGAAGACACCAGACCCGAGAUGCCUGCCACAGCUGACCUUCUGAGCAGCCUGGAGGACCUGGAACUCAGUAACCGGCGUCUGGCUGGGGAGAAUGCCAAACUACAGCGCAGUGUGGAGACAGCCGAGGAGGGGUCAGCGCGCCUCACGGAGGAGAUCUUGGCCCUGCGCAGGCAGCUUCGCAGUACCCAGCAGGCUCUGCAGUUUGCCAAGGCAGUGGAUGAGGAGCUGGAAGACCUGAAGUCUCUGGCCAAAAGCCUGGAAGAGAAGAAUCGCAGCCUUCUGGCCCAGGCCCGGCAGACGGAAAAAGAGCAGCAGUACCUGGUGGCGGAGGUGGAGACUCUGCAGGAGGAGAAUGGGAAGCUACUGGCUGAGCGGGAUGGAGUGAGGAGGAGGAGUGAGGAGCUGGCCACAGAGAAGGAUGCUUUGAAGCGGCAGCUCUAUGAAUAUGAACGCCUCAUUUGCCAACGAGACGCCAUCCUGUCUGAGCGUACUCGCCACACGGAGAGCUUGGCCAAGACUUUGGAGGAGUACAGAAUGACCACGCAGGAACUGAGACUGGAAAUCUCACACCUGGAGGAACAGCUGAAUCAGACCAGUGAGGGACCAGAAGAGUUACUGGAAGAGGCCCAGGCAAGAAGAGCAGGCUGGACGACACUGGUGCCCACAUCACUGGGCUUGGAGAUUGAGGCCAUUUGUCAGAAACAGGAAAUGGCAGGUUCUGAUCUCUCCAGUCCUCUGUGUGGAGUAUGGCAGUGGGAGGAGGUCAUCAAUGAGCCCCAGGAGGAAACUGAAUUUUCAUCUGAAAUCCUAGCUGGGGCACAGAGCAACCCCGAGGGAGAGACAGCACAUCUUGAAGAAGGAACAAAGGCGCCAUUGCUGCGGUUGUCCAGAAGAGAGGAAGAGGAAGAAGCGGAGAGCUUGGUCACGACUGAUACCCCGAUCCCUCUGGGAGACCCUCACCCUGAAAACAUCCCAGGAAGCCCUCCUGAAAGCAGCUCUGUUGAGUCAGAGUUCCAGCAAGCCCUGGUGCCUGUGGUGAAAGAGCUGGUCCCAGUCAGGAGGCCCUGGGGCCAAUGCUGCCUGCACCCCCAGCGACUCAGGGUCACUCAGCACCCGCUGGUCCCAGCCCCGAUCCUGGGCCUGCUGCUACUGCUGCUGCUGCUCUCAGUCCUGCUGCUGGGCCAGUCCCAGCCCCCUACCUGGCCCCACCUGCAGCUCUGCUACCUGCAGCCCCCACCAGUGUAAGGCAGGGCUGAUCCUGCUUUCCUUCCCCAGGGAGCAAUGUCUAGUUCCAUUGCUCCCUCAGGGAGCUUUCUCCUGUUCCCUUCAUUGUUAUGCCACUGUUAUUUGGGAUCACCCAGAGCUAGUACAUAGGGAUCCACAUCCCAUCUUGAGUUUUUAUGUGAAGUCUCCUGGUUUUCUACUGUUGGUGACUCUGUUUCUUAAUAAUAGCA